This is a messenger RNA of Diospyros lotus (date-plum), 1002 nucleotides long. Its product is annotated as heavy metal-associated isoprenylated plant protein 43-like. Gene Ontology annotation, molecular function: metal ion binding. The transcript is spliced from 3 exons. Lineage: Eukaryota; Viridiplantae; Streptophyta; Magnoliopsida; Ericales; Ebenaceae. The coding region runs from base 70 to 513 and encodes 147 amino acids. The record is from RefSeq and is a predicted model, not a curated record.
GAGGUGUACAAAUAGGAAUGAAAUGAACCCACAAGUUCAAUAUCCAGAUUCUUGCCUCAAACUACUGCCAUGAAGAUAAUAGAAUUGAAGGUCUGCAUCGCCUGCCAGAAAUGCAAGACUCAGAUACUGAAAGCAGUCGCAAAACUUAAAGGUAUUGCAGAAAUAUCUGUGGAUGAACAGAAGGGGAUACUGAAGGUGGUUGGGGACGUUGAUCCAAUUCAAGUAGCAAAGCAAGUGAGGAAGACUGGGAAGACCGCAGUUUUCGGCAGUGUUAGCGAACCAAAGCCUGCAAAUCCUCCUCCAGAGAAGCCUAAGCCUGCAAAUCCUCCUCCAGAGAAGCCUAAGCCUGCAAAUCCUCCUCCAGAGAAGCCUAAACCUGCAAAUCCUCCUCCAGAGAAGCCUAAGCCUGCAAAUCCUCCUCCAGCUCCUCUGCCUUCUUGCUGCAGUGCCUGCUGCCGCCUUGUCGAGGUGCGCUAUGAGCCUUAUGGUGGCACCAACUGCUCCAUUAUAUGAGAGAAAAGCCAUGCAACUGCUAGCAGGAUCUGUUGAUUCGGCCAAGGGAUUCCAUGCUAGAUCUUCUGCAAACAGUUUAUCAUCAUUCUGUAGAGCUAAAUAAGAUGGCACCUAGCCGCUUGUGAGUUCGGUUGAGAUGUCUGCAGGCUUCAAAAGUUGACCGGUGACCUGGGUUUCACGAAAUUACAGCAUAAUAUUCACAUUUUGAAAAUUACACUGACCUGCCAUCCACUAGAUGGGCCGUUAAGAAAUUCAAAUGGGUAUAUAUAAUGAAAAUCUAACAGCAAGGGUAAUCCAGUACAGCCUUUGAACAGUAAGGGUAGUCGGCGUAAUUUUGAAAGGUGAAGAAUACUCCUUUUAUUUAUUUACAGCAAGCACCAUGUUAUUGGUAUAUCAAAAGUUAUAUCUUGAACUACAUAAUAUAUGUAAAAUAUCAAAAAUACCUCUUACACCCCAUCGCCUUGCACCUCGCCUCGCCGCCUCACCAUU